CAAUAGGCAAAUUAAUAAAUCGGGGAAAUCUUGGGUAGUGAAAAGUGCUUGCAGAGUUAAGCAGGAUGUUGCUAUUUGGGCUCUGGUCAAGCAGAGAAGGAUACUCCUCCUCUUCCUUUCACGAAAUGCAAUUAACAGCCCUGGACAGAAUGCAUGGAGAAGGUAACUGAGGAUUCUAGGAAAAAAAAAGGAGCAGGAAUAUUUGGGAAGGAAACCAGAAUUCAAAACACUACUAAGCUGUUGAUAUUUGGGUUCCUGGUCUGGACCCUGGUAGCUGCCACCCACAUAGUAUACCCAUUGCUGCAAGGAUGGGUGAUGUAUGUCUCGCUCACCUCGUUUCUCAUCUCCUUGAUGUUCCUGUUGUCUUACUUGUUUGGAUUUUACAAAAGAUUUGAAUCCUGGAGAGUUCUGGACAGCCUGUACCACGGGACCACUGGCAUCCUGUAUAUGAGCGCUGCCGUCCUGCAAGUACAUGCCACGAUCGUUUCUGAGAAACUGGACCCGAGAAUUUACUACAUUAAUUCGGCAGCCUCGUUCUUUGCCUUCAUCACCACGCUGCUCUACAUUCUCCAUGCCUUCAGCAUCUAUUACCGCUGAUGCACAGGCGCCAGGCCAAAGGGGAAAUGCUCUUUGAAAACCCCGAUUAUUGGUCCCCAAAAGCAGCUUCCAACGUUUGCCAUCUGGAUGAUAAACAGAAGAUCCACUAAAACGUCCACGGGAUUAACAGCGUCCUUGCAGACUGAGCAAUGACACCACAUUUUGUUUGGACAUUUAAAUUCACUCUGCUGCAUAGGAGGAAGGUUUUCUUUUUCCUGGGAAAACAACUGUCUCUUGGAAUUAUCUAACCAUGAACUUGCUCUUCUAGACAACUUACAUCAAAGCCCUCACUCCACUAAUGGAGAAUCCCAGCUCCACUAAUGCCAAGUCUGUUUGGGAAUUUUGCCUCAGCUGUGGGUUUCCCUAGAGUAGGUGCAGGGGAAUACUCAGUCUGAUUCUCUCUCUCUCUCUCUCUCUCUCUCUUUUUUUUUUCUUUUUGAGACGGAGUCUCACUCUGUCACCCAGGCUGGAGUGCAGUGGCACGAUCUCCACUCACUGCAAGCUCCGCCUCCCGGGUUCCUGCCAUUUUCCUGCCUCAGCCUCCUGAGUAGCUGGGACUACAGGCGCCCACCACCACGCCUGGCUAAUUUUGUUGUAUUUUUAGUAGAGACGGGGUUUCACCGUAUUAGCUAGGAUGGUCUCGAUCUCCUGACCUCGUGACCCUCCCACCUCGGCCUCCCAAAGUGCUGGGAGCCACCGUGCCCAGCCUGAUUCUCUUAAAAUUGAAGAGGUGCCGCCAAGGCCUUCAGAUCUAAUGCAGAUCCACAGACCUUGUUCCUGGUCCUUGUUCAGUCUGUGCUGGGGUGCUGCCAAGGCCUUCAGAUCUAAUGCAGACGCACAGACCUUGUUCCUGGUCCUUGUUCAGCCUGCGCUAGGGAGCCGUGAUCCCAAGUUCCCGGGGAUGCUGACAGGGUCAAGCCACCCUGCCCACCAGCCUCCCACUUCCCCUCCCCUUUCCUCUCCAGCAUUGGGAUCCAAGGAAAAUCUGCAUGAAGCCAAUUUUGAGAGUAAAUGUGUGGGGAAAAUAAAUUAUUAUACAGUAAGACCUGGGGCUUGAGGGGUGGGGAAUGGGGAGGGAAGGGCACAGCCUGCUCCUCCAUGAGUCUGACAUCUCAGAAACUGCUCAGCUGCCGGACGCCUGGGUCAGGACUCCAAGACCCCACCUCUUAAGGACUGGUUCCUCAGAAAAGACCCUCAGGGAAAAAGGUGAAAACAUUACAUCCGUGGAUUCUCCUGCCACAACCACAUUGGAAGAAAAUGCUGCCGCAUCAUCUCAGCGAGGAGUGAGGGACCCAUGUCCCAGGGACCACGCUCCUUCACCUGCACUCACCUCCCUCACAUUCUCUUAAGCACCCGGUGGCCCUCCAAAGCCUGGCAGAAUGGUGGUGCCCACGGGGUUGGGCAAGGGCUCACCAGGACCUCAAUGGGCAAAGUUGUGCACGCUAAAAUAUCAAAUCAAGGUGCUUGGUUUUAAAGUAAAUGUUUUUCUAAAGAAAGCUGUGCUCUUCUGCUGACCCGGACAAAUAGAGCACAGCCCUGUAACUGCACGUGCCUUCUGCCAUUGGGAAUGAAAUAAAUUAUUAUGAGAAAGGGACUUGUCCUAACUAGUUUGAGACCUUACAGUUUUGUAUCAACAUUUUUCCCCUCCUGGGGUUUGCAGGGGCAGGGACAGAACUACAGGAGUCAUGGGAAAGAAAAUUCUGGCUUCACUACUGCUCACUGCUCACUUUCUGAUCACUGUGAUACUUUUCUUUUUUUUUGCAACCUGAUACGUUGAAAAGCCUCCAUGUGUCUCUCCUUUUGUUGCCUGGCAGCUGUCUAGGAUGAUCACUGUUUAAUAUUUACUAAGUAGCCACAUGCAAAUAAAAGUUGUUUGUAUGGUAAAAAGGA
Messenger RNA from Symphalangus syndactylus (siamang), 2487 nucleotides. It is a transcript of the gene MALL, whose product is annotated as mal, T cell differentiation protein like. Gene Ontology annotation, cellular component: membrane. Gene Ontology annotation, biological process: myelination. The record is from RefSeq and is a predicted model, not a curated record. NCBI's taxonomy places the organism in Eukaryota, Metazoa, Chordata, Mammalia, Primates, Hylobatidae. Gene Ontology annotation, molecular function: structural constituent of myelin sheath.